AUGAGACACCACUACUUACCCAUUAGAACGGCUAAAGUUAAAAAGAUUGAAAUGUCAAAUACUCCUGUGAACACGGAUGAGGUGGAAUAUUCAUGUGCUUCAGAUGGAAAUGUAGCAGGAAGUGAUGGUAAACAUGAUAUCACUGAGUGUGAAGAAAAAAAUGUUGAUUUCUAUGUGAAGGCCCUCAUGGGAACAACUCUCUCUUCCCAUCUCUUUCCACUGAAAGGAAGUGUGACAAUGGCUGAAAGAAACCUCAGUGUGGAGACAACCUUUGCCCUCUUGGGAUUCACAGAUUACCCAGAGAUUCAGAUCCCUCUCUUCCUUGCGUUUCUGAUCACGUACAGUGUCACUGUGGUAGGGAAUCUUGGGAUGAGAGUGAUCAUCAAGAUUAACCCCAAAUUUCACACUCCCAUGUACUUUUUCCUUAGUCACCUUUCUUUUGUUGAUUUUUGUUACUCCUCUAUCGUUACUCCAAAGCUGCUUGAAAACUUGGUCAUGGCAGACAAAAGCAUCUUCUACUUUAGCUGCAUGCUCCAGUUCUUCCUGUCCUGCACUGCAGUGGUGACUGAGUCCUUCCUGCUAGCAGUGAUGACCUAUGACCACUUUGUGGCCAUCUGCAAUCCUCUGCUUUAUACAGUGACCAUGUCACAAAGACUCUGUGCCCUGCUGGUGGCUGGCUCAUAUCUGUGGGGGAUCUUUGACCCCUUAGUACUCCUUUGCCAUGCUCUCCUUCUAGACUUCUCUGGACACAAUGUAAUCAACCACUUUUUCUGUGAGUAUACUGCUCUCAUAGCUGUCUCUAGCUCUGAUAUACACAUUCCCCAACGUCUGCUUUUUGGGUUUGCCACCUUCAGUGAGGUGAGUACACUACUAAUCAUUCUCACUUCGUAUGUUUUUAUUUUUGUGACUGUACUAAAAAUCCGAUCCGCCAGUGGACAUCGCAAAGCCUUCUCCACCUGUGCCUCCCACCUGACUGCCAUCACCAUCUUCCACGGGACCAUCCUUUCCCUCUACUGUGUGCCUAACUCCAAACACUCUCGGCAAACAGUCAAAGUGGGCUCUGUAUUCUACACAGUGGUUAACCCCAUGCUGAACCCCCUCAUCUAUAGCCUGAGGAACAAAGAUGUGAAGGUUGCCUUCUGGAAAUUAAUGGACACAAAAGUCCUAUUUCACUGACCCAAUCACAAAACAUGAACUUUGGUAUGAUACAGCAAGUGGGUAUGACUAGUUCCAAACUCUGAACAAAGUGUUUCAAGAAGUAGGCUACUCAGUGAGCUAAUUUUAUAAAAUUAACAAUUUUACUGCAUGUUUUAACACACCCAUGAGUUUCUGUAGAAUUUCUCUGGAUCCCAAAGCUUCUUGAUGUUUAAAACAACGAUUCCACCUAGCAUCAU
Molecule: messenger RNA, 1394 nt
Organism: Loxodonta africana (African savanna elephant)
Lineage: Eukaryota; Metazoa; Chordata; Mammalia; Proboscidea; Elephantidae
Product: olfactory receptor 5D14-like
Exons: 3
Coding region: 1-1176 (391 amino acids)
Biological process (GO): sensory perception of smell; G protein-coupled receptor signaling pathway
Cellular component (GO): membrane
Molecular function (GO): odorant binding; olfactory receptor activity
Source: RefSeq, a predicted model, not a curated record